ACCAAAAGGGACCAAACAAACAGAAGAUGAGCCCAACUCCCAAGGAUAAAAAAAUAUUUUGCAAAAUAAUGGCUAUAUUUAUUGUUCCCAUGCGAAGAAUAUAAAUAGUUUUGCAAAUGUUAAUGAGUUUAACGUAUACCUAAUCGACUUGAGCGUCGCGGGAAGCUCAUUUAUGCGGCACCAUCAAAAUGAGAUGCUCAAUGCAUACGAAGGAUAUUAUAAACAAAUCACUGCGCACUUGUAGCUGCUAUUUUAAUAAAUGAGUCACGGAUAUAUUAACGCAAUAUCGGUUAGUAAUUUAGUGUCAAGGAAACGUGACUGAAAAUCCUGUGCGCUUAUCAGUGUUGUGGCUACUAUUGCUAAAUAUAAUUGCAUAACUGGUAACGUCUUCACACGAUUAGUUCUGUUUACGACACUCGUUCAGCAAAAUGGCAGUUCAACCGAACGCUCAGUCAAUGGGCUCGUCAAAUACAGUGUUCAACACACAGACUAGAUUUGACUCAUCUUAUGUUAAGAGUUUACCAGGAAUCUUAAAAGUUGUGGCUAUUGUACUCGACUUUCUCGGUUACAUUUGCAUACAAGCAUCUGCUUUCUCGUCAAACUGGCGAGGGGUGUACUUCAUGGUGGCAGCACACCUGGGCCUCUGGUUCACAGCCAUACUACUUCUGUUCUAUACAUUCCACAUUAUUGAGAAGUACCACAAUGUGAAGUGGCUGCAUAUAGAGAUGAUUGGCUGCGGGAUUGUGUCAUUCUUGUAUUUGAUUGGGUCAUCGAUCGUGGUCGCGUUCGGAUCGGCGGCUUAUUCCGCGGCUGGGUUCUUCGGCUAUCUAGCAAUGGUGUUGUACGGCUACGAAGCCUUCGCCAAGUUCCAAGCGAUCAAAGCAGGUGAUCUGGCGCAGGGCAGCCGCGUGGUAACCAAGCAGAUGCACGUGACCACGCCGCCCGCGUUGCCAUAGCAACCGGACCAUUUAACGUAUGGCGUUCCGAGAAUUCUGUCUCGCUUCUGUGUACACGAUUUGUAUGAUUAUUAUUAUAGAUGUCUCGCUCACACUAAUUUAAUAUGGUUACGGAGAUUUUUAUACCUAUUAAAUUUAAAUGAAACUAAAUGCGAAUGCGUUACGAGAACGUAUGUAAUUCCGAGAAUUCUGCAACGCUUCAAAUGUUUAUUUUAACACUAUUUUGGUGUCACAUAAAACUUGAUAAGGUUAGAACCUUAUCAAGUCUAGAGACAAUUUUUGUACUAGAGACAAUUUUUGUGUCAAAUGACAAUGAAUUCUUUUCGAGAACGUCUGAAAUUCAGAGAAUUUGAUAUCGCUUGUAUUUCCGAGAUUUUUGUAUUAAAAAAGUCUUUACAACAAUUUAACCAAUUCAUAUUAUAUCAAUUUCUACUUUUACUUUUCCAGUAUUGUAUGAUUUCUGAAGCAUUUUUUUCAUAGUCAUGUCUAUAUUUUGUUUAUAGUUAGGUUAAUAUUGUUUUAAGUAAAUUAUUUUGUAAUAAUAAGUUCGUGUAAAUAUGUAUUAUUUCGUUAAUGUAUAUUAAUGAGUUAUUAACGGGGUUUCUCAUAAAAUCAUUCCUCUCAAUACAAUCACUGAUGUCUGUCUUUGUUAUUUUGAUUAUUUCUUUUCUCAUAAUAUCAAGUAUUUAACCGCCUAUUUUAGUAGCUAUUAUUUGCACUCAUAUGCGUGCUCAAAUGACGAUUAGCAGCCAAAACGAUUAUUUUCUAAUAAAUUUUUCACUAAUGUAAAAAAAAAAUCGAAAUUAACAUUGGUGUAAGUAAUUCUCUAUUAGAUUGUAUUUAAUUGUAAUCAGUCAAAGACUAGUUGUUAAGUUUUAUUUAUAUAGUAUUUUUUGUUUUAUUUUAAGUUUAAUUUACGUUUAGAAAAUAAAGACUUCAGUGACAUGAUUAAUUUAAAAACCUUGUGGUAUAGAGUCAACACAAGUAAGAAAUAUAUUUUUGCAGGGUGUUCAGAUUUAAUAACUUUAAUAAAAAAAUCUCGUUUUAAAAACGUAGUCGUUAUUUUCUAAAUAUUUUUUUUAUUUAUUCAUACCACCAUAAUUCAUUGUACUUAUAUUAUAACGUACAAAUAAAAAUAGCAUAUAUUCAAGUGUUCCAUCUAUAGAUUACCGACUCGAGUACAUAUACAGAUCGGUACGCGAUUUGAGUCUCUAUAAUAUACUACGUAAGAUAUAUAAUCGCGUACCCAUCGGGAUACCCCUACCCGUGGUGGUAGCGGAUACCGCUCUAGUUUUAAUAGGCCUUAAAAGUUGCAACAAAGGGAAAACAUGUGAAACAGUGAGUUUUUAACGUAGUGUUUUGUGCAAGCUAUAACCUAUCUUUAUCACUUAACUCUCACUCGUUGCUUUAUAUUCGGCAUCAUAUACUUACAAUUAUUAACUUAAUCACUUCAUACACAUUUUAAUUAUUUAUUUUACACUUCUGUACUACAAUUCGUUGAUUACACACCGGUUGGAUUUGGAUAUUUGUCUCUUUGAAUUUUUAUCAAAACUUAACAGUGCGUAAUUUUUUUAUUUAAAUUAUAUCAAACGUAAGGGCAUUUUGUAUUUUCAAUAUAUUAUUAUUCUAUAAGUUUUUACAUAAUUCACGAAUAUGUUAAAUGUGUACCUUAAUAAGAUAUAAUUUAGCAGUUGUCUCCGUCCGAUAGCUCAUGCUUGUGUCAAAUGUUAAAUGUAUAUUUUGUAUUAAUAUAACGCUUUACUGUAGAUUUUUAUAUAAGAUCAUAUUAUAUACCUCUUGGCUGAGGCUAAUCUCACGUACUGAAUGUAAAGAAAAUAAAAAAUACCUAUAAUAUCAUUGUAUUUCUUCACAAUAUUUUAAUGACUUUGGUUAUAAUAUGAUACCUACUCGAUUCAAAUGAAACUCAAUUACCUACAAUGAUUAUAAAAAAUACUCACACGGUCACACAAUGGUGUGGUGGUGGUUACAAUUUGGUAAUUUGUAAGGUAUAAUUAUCGUGUAUAACUUUCGCUAUUUUCCUACGAAAAUAUGUAGGUAUGUCGAAUGCAUACAAUCUAUAGAAUAUGAAUGACAAUAGGCAUAUUUUGCAUUUAAAUAAUUAUGUCCACGCUGCUUCGUAAAUUCAGUGCAGUACCUUAUAACGUCUCAGCUUCAACUAGGAUCUCGAGAUUCGAUUGAACAGUGAGGCAUAAAUAGUAACUGCGGCUCACGACGAACGUCUGACGCGAUGUUGCCGCGCCGUACGACAAACGCAAACGCAUGACGAGAGUCUGACGCGACGAUCGCGAUGCGCGCGCGGUGAGCGGCUGUCGCGACGCGACGUUGCCGCUCCACACGAUGAAUGCAAGACCAGCCGCGACGCGGACGUUGCCCGUGAACAUACCACGGAGCGGCAAUGGCAACGUGGACAAUAGGUCUUAAAUUUAUGCAUAUGUAGGUACAUCAAAAUAUGCAUUUGAAAUUACGAGAGGUACCAAUAUGUAGAUUGUAGGUAUAUUGUUGUAUUUAAGAGUCGGGCUAAUGUGAUUUUUUGAACUUGGGUCCAUGCUUAUUAGAAAAACAACAUCGUUAUACCCCAAACUUUAUACCAUAUCCAUUUGUUAACCAAUGUUUAUAAGAAUUAACAUAAUUAAUGCUACUAUUAUUAAUCUAUACACACUGUUGCAAAGAUACUAUGUAUAAUAUAACCUUUUGAUAGUAACCAUAAUAUACCCACGAAACAUGUUUAUGUGCUCACUGUUAUAUUAUGUACUAUUAUAUACUUUUGGCUCGUAUGACUAGCCAUCUGUUAUUUAUUGUAUUUAAUAAAUAAUUUUCAUCUGA
Colias croceus (clouded yellow) is the source of this 3800-nucleotide messenger RNA. Its product is annotated as proteolipid protein 2-like. Lineage: Eukaryota; Metazoa; Arthropoda; Insecta; Lepidoptera; Pieridae. The coding region runs from base 429 to 956 and encodes 175 amino acids. The record is from RefSeq and is a predicted model, not a curated record. Gene Ontology annotation, cellular component: membrane. The transcript is spliced from 4 exons.